AUGGCGGAUGUGACAGUGCGCAGAUGUGAGGGUUUCGAAUGUGAGAAACCGGCGAAACUACGUUGUCCUACCUGCAUCAAGCUGGGCCUGAAGGACUCGUUCUUCUGCGAUCAGACAUGCUUCAAAGCAAACUGGCCAACUCAUAAGAACCAACAUACGGACCCAGAUACGCCGUACAAUCCUUGGCCGAAUUAUCGUUUCACGGGUUCCCUUCGUCCAGCCAAGGUUACACCAAAGAGAUCAGUACCGCAAUCAAUACCACGUCCUGACUAUGCUCUUCACCCUGAAGGUGUGUCCUUCGAAGAACGACAAGCUAAAAAGAAUAAGGAAGUCAAGGUACUGGAUGACGAGGAGAAAGAAGGUCUACGCGUGGCUUGUCGACUAGGGCGCGAAGUUCUGGAUGAAGCAGCUAAAGCAUGCGUUCCUGGCGUGACCACCGAUGAGAUUGACCGCGUAGUUCACGAGGCUUGCAUUGAAAAGAAUUGCUAUCCGAGCCCAUUAGGAUACUAUAAUUUUCCUAAAAGUUGUUGUACCUCUGUCAAUGAAGUUAUAUGUCACGGAAUACCAGAUCUACGUGUAUUGGAGAAUGGAGACUUAUGUAAUGUCGACGUUACGGUAUAUCAUAGAGGGUUUCAUGGGGACUUGAAUGAAACGUUUCUUGUUGGCGAUAAGGUGGACGAGGAAUCGAGGAGACUCGUCUCGGUUACUUAUGAAUGCUUACAGCAGGCCAUAUCUAUCGUGAGACCAGGAGUGAAAUUUCGCGAAAUUGGUGGUGUCAUUCAGAAGCACGCAAAUGCUAACGGAUUCUCCGUAGUGAAAUCCUAUUGUGGACAUGGAAUUCAUAGGCUGUUUCAUACCGCUCCUAACGUGCCUCAUUAUGCAAAAAACACAGCAACGGGUGUUAUGAAGCCGGGAAAUUCCUUCACUAUUGAGCCAAUGAUCAACGCAGGCAGUUAUCAUGAUGAUCGUUGGCCCGAUAAUUGGACUGCUGUUACAACUGAUGGAAAACGAUCAGCUCAGUUUGAACAUACCCUUCUAGUGACUGAGAAUGGUUGUGAAGUUUUGACCGUUCGUGGGAGCGGUCGACCAUGGUUUAUGGAUCAAAUCGACCAAUUUAAGAGUAGAUAG
Angiostrongylus costaricensis is the source of this 1128-nucleotide messenger RNA. The record is from the annotation of a GenBank genome assembly. Lineage: Eukaryota; Metazoa; Nematoda; Chromadorea; Rhabditida; Metastrongylidae.